Molecule: messenger RNA, 1716 nt
Organism: Penicillium cataractarum
Lineage: Eukaryota; Fungi; Ascomycota; Eurotiomycetes; Eurotiales; Aspergillaceae
Product: L-glutamate gamma-semialdehyde dehydrogenase
Exons: 3
Coding region: 1-1716 (571 amino acids)
Cellular component (GO): mitochondrial matrix
Molecular function (GO): L-glutamate gamma-semialdehyde dehydrogenase (NAD+) activity
Source: RefSeq, a predicted model, not a curated record
AUGCGACCUACAACAAUCACUCGCCUGGCUGGCUUGAAUGGCCUGCGAGUCACAUCCAGAAAUGGCAUUUCUCGACGGCAUUUGACUAUGCUGCAUCCCCCAAAAUUUGAAAAUGAAAAAAUGCUAAACUAUGCCAAGGGCUCACCCGAAAGAGCCGAGUUGACAAAGACAAUUCAAAGGAUGAAAAGUGAAUUCCCAGUCACAAUUCCCCUUCAGAUCAAUGGUGCCGAGAUCGAAACGAAGCAGUCCCGAGCUCAACUCAACCCUUCAAAGCACCGUGAAGUCGUCGCAAACUAUGCAUCAGCCACACCCGACCAAGUCAACGCAUCAAUCGAUGCUGCGUUGAAAGCGAAACCACAAUGGGAAGCUACCCCCUUCGAAGACCGCGCGGCAAUCUUUCUACGCGCAAGCGAGCUCAUCACCGGAAAAUAUCGCUCGGAGAUCGUUGCAGCAACAAUGCUAGGACAGGGCAAGAACAUCUGGCAAGCUGAAAUAGAUGCCCCGGCCGAAACGGCCGAUUUCUUCCGCUUCUACGUCCAGGAAGCAUGGGCUUUAUACUCUCAACAACCUAGAGUUCAGCUGGAUGGGAACUGGAAUAAAAUGGAGUAUCGUCCUCUUGAAGGCUUCACUUAUGCAAUCGCUCCCUUCAAUUUUACUGCACUAGGUGCCACACUUGUUGGACCGGCUGCACUCCUGGGCAAUGUUGUUGUCUGGAAGCCUUCGGACUCGGCGCUGCAUGCUAGUUGGUUACUCCACAAGAUCUUGCUGGAAGCCGGUCUACCUAAGGAUGUCAUUCAGUUCCUCCCUGGUGAUGCCGAGGAAGUGACCAACACCGUCCUCAAAAGACCUGAGUUUGGUGCUCUCACUUUCAUUGGAUCUACUGCCACUUUCAAGGGUCUACAAAAGAAAAUCGGCGAUGGUAUUGGCCAGGGUAUUUACAACUCCUAUCCUCGUGUGGUUGGUGAGACGGGAGGAAAGAAUUGGGGCGUUGUGCAUCCUUCGGCAGACGUCAGGAGUGCCGCUCUAAACACUAUCCGAGCAGCCUUCGAGUAUCAAGGCCAAAAGUGCUCUGCCAACUCACGAGUCUACGUGGCCGAGUCUGUGUGGCCAGAAUUCCAAAAGACUCUUGUUGAAGAGACAGCCGCCUUGAAGAUCGGACCCGUUGAAGAUUACGCCAAUUUCGUCAACCCUGUGAUUCACGAACGCUCUUUCGACAAGCUGAACAAAUUCAUUGAAGACGCAAAGACCGAUUCAGAACUACAGCUACUGGUGGGUGGCAAGGCAUCCAAGGAUGAAGGAUUCUAUGUGCACCCAACCAUCUACCGCACAUCUAAUCCUCGUCACGAAAUAAUGUCUACCGAGCUGUUUGGUCCUAUUCUGGGCAUUUAUGUUUACCCCGAUCUGGAGUGGGAGGAGACUCUCAAUUUGAUCGAUACGACAUCUCGCUACGGCUUGACUGGUAGCAUCUUCGCCAAAGACCCCUAUGCCAGUCGUCAGGCACAAACUAUCCUUAAACAUGCUGCCGGUAUGCUUUACUUGAACACGAAGUGCACUGGCUCUACCGUGGCUCAGCAGCCCUUUGGUGGAAGCCGUGAUUCCGGUACCAACGAUAAGACUGGCACGAUGGCCCAUCUCCAGCGGUUUGUUAGCACUCGCACAAUCAAGGAGGAAUUUGUGCCUUUAGAGAAAGUCGAGUAUCCUUCGAACGAGGUUUAA